GUCGCGUCGCGUCGCUCUGUUUCUGUGGCGCGAAUGAGAGGCGCGAAGUCACGAUUUGUCACGAAGGCGACUGCGUCCUAUAUGUGUGCACUGUGCAGUCAGUGCUGGUCGGUGCAGUGCCCGAUGUGGUGCGACGCGUGCUGUACGUUUUUCGAUGCGGCGAGCAAGAUCGAGACCGAGUGAACGCAACGCGGUGGAGUUUCCGUUUACGCAGUAGCCCGCUCGUGGAGUCAGGCGGCAUAAAGUGCCUUUUCUGUUAUUAGAGUCUUCGCUAAAAUGUUUCAGAGAGACGGAGUGAGACUCAGACAGCACACGUCGAAGAGAACAUCGACUGAGUUACCUUACGAGAAUAGAAUUGCUUCGAGGAAACAAGAUAUACUGCCAAAUGAUACCCAGCACCUCCUCUUCGUUCUUACGUACUUUCUCUUCAUGUCCUUCAUUAUAAUCGUCUUAGAGAGGAAUUUGCCCGAUCCAAUUACCAUUGACACGGAAGGAUUACAUCCUGGAAAAUUCGUUGCCGAGCGAGCUCGUUAUCAUAUCGUGAACCUUACGUCGAUUGGACCUCGUAUCGCCGGCAGUUAUGAGAACGAAAUCCUAGCUGUAAAAUAUCUAACGACAACGAUCAAUAAUGUGAUGAGAACGGCGCACGAGAAUCACAGGAUCCUCCUUAACAUUACAAAGCACAGCAGCGCGUUUCCACUUAAGUUUCUCGAUGGCAUGACUAAUGUCUACAGAAAUGUACAAAACGUUAUUGUCAAAGUCGGACCUCACAGGCCUACAAUGCAUAGCUUGCUGCUUAAUUGUCAUUUUGAUACGUUUUUAGAAAGCCCAGGUGGUUCUGACGACGCCGCUGGUUGUGCUGUAAUGCUAGAAACUUUACGGAUAAUAACUCAAAGCCCGAGAAUAUUGAAGCACAGCAUUAUAUUUUUAUUCAAUGGGGCAGAGGAAAAUUUAUUGCAGGCAUCUCAUGGCUUCAUAACGCAGCACCCUUGGGCAAAGGAUGUACGAACAUUCAUAAAUUUGGAGGCAUGUGGCGCUGGUGGUCGUGAAUUAUUGUUUCAAGCUGGACCUCACAAUCCUUGGAUUCUUGAGGUUUACGCCAAAUCCGUACCAUAUCCUUAUGCAUCAUCGUUAGCUCAGGAAAUAUUUGAGAGUGGUAUAGUACCUGGUGAUACAGACUUUCGGAUAUUUAGAGACUUUGGAAAAGUUUCAGGACUGGACUUUGCAUGGUCAAAAAAUGGCUAUGUAUACCAUUCUAGAUUUGAUAAUGUUGAUCAAAUACCGCUGGGAGCCUUACAACGAACCGGCGAUAAUAUUCUUGCAUUGACGCAAGGAAUAAUAUUCGGAGAUUAUUUAUCGGACAUGGAUGUGCAAGAGACACGGGGUAAUCUCGUGUUCUUCGACUUCUUGGGCGCAUUCGUUAUUAGAUGGCCACAGUACAUUGCCAGUACAGUUAAUAUCGCCAGUAUGAUUAUAGCUGGGUACUCUAUCCAUUUGAAUAUGCAGAGUGCACGUAGAAAUAUUAAAAAAUGGAUAUACAUGAGAUAUGUGCUGAUGUGCGUUGGAGUGAUCAUGGCUUCGUGGUUGGCAUCUAUGUUUUCUUGUACAUUAAUCGGCCUGAUCCUGACCAAGCUGGGAAAAGUGAUGAGCUGGUACGCAAGACCGGCGUGGCUGUUUUUCUUGUAUGUUUGUCCAACUGUUUUUAUAUCGAUGAUCAUAUUCCUGCAGAUCGGAUGGAGGCAGAAAAAAGAAGUUGGUUCUGCAUGGAUUUUGUAUCAUAUGUACUAUGACGCGUAUUCCCUUAUAUGGAUGUUGAUUCUCUUCAUAUGCGUUUUAUUUGGAAUACGAUCGGGCUUCAUACCGCUUCACUGGGUUUUAUUCCCAUCACUUGGAAAUAUUGCGCGACACAAUUUCUUCAGCAAAUGGAGAGACUGGAAAUGGCUUUGUUACCAAUUGGGAUCGUUAAGUUUAUCUUAUAUACAGUCAUUUUAUUUAGCGCUCGGUGCUCUCUAUCUCUUCAUCCCAAUAAUGGGACGGUCCGGUGGCAGUAUUAAUUCUGAAGUUGUAAUAGCUAACAUGCUGUCAAUAUUAUUCUGCCAACUAUUAUGCUUCACGUUGCCAAUAGUGCUUCUAAUAAAGAAUGCAGAACGAAUUAUAAGUGUGAUUGUUGGAAUUUUCUUAAUUGCUAUUGCUGUGUUAAUUCUAACACCACUUGGAUUCCCUUACAGUGGUGAUCCGUUGUCGCCUGCUCCACAACGAUUUAUGAUUGCGCAUAGUCAACGUCAGUAUUACAAUGUAGAUGGUAGUGAUAGGUAUUUUGGUACGGGAUACUGGUUAGUGGAUUUAGAUAUGAAUAGUCCUCACAGUAUAGAAUCGAUAGUACCUGAAAUAGCUGCUGCGACGCCAACAGUCAAGGAUUGCGAGAAGGAAUUAUAUUGCGGUUUUCCAUAUUUAAUGCCGGUCACAACUUUCUUGUGGAAAACUACCUGGAUUCCGGGACCCGCUCCGCUCAUAAGUAUUCCUACAAAUCUCGAGGUAAUUUCGAAGACUACGAAACAGCAUGUUGUUAAUUUUACCUUUAACGUUACAGGUCCUGACCACAUAGGUAUAAUUUUGUCUCCAUACAAAGGUGUUCAUCUAGAAAAAUGGUCUAUACUUGACGGGAAACCAUUGCAAGGUCCAAAGUGGAACAACAGAGAGACUUAUUUUAUUUAUUACGCAUGUGCCUCAGACUGCGUGCCAUUUAAAUUUUCUAUUGAACUGAAUGUAUCUACAGAACAGAAAGGACCGUGCUUAUCCAUCGCAUUAGCCGGACACUUCUUAUAUGGCGAACACCAAAAAUCUUUGAGAUUUAAAAAAUUUCUGGCACAGUUUCCGUCGUGGACUGUCAUCGCUCCCUGGACGGCAUCGUAUAAAUCAUGGGAAUUGUAAGAUGUAAAACAACUGAGAGGACAAUUGAUGCGGUAAACGUGACUAAAACAAAGCAAUAUUGUCCUAUAGCGAAUCGUCUCUCGCGAAUUAACGAAGUAGCCCAUUAAAAU
Messenger RNA from Trachymyrmex cornetzi, 3041 nucleotides. Its product is annotated as endoplasmic reticulum metallopeptidase 1. The record is from RefSeq and is a predicted model, not a curated record. NCBI's taxonomy places the organism in Eukaryota, Metazoa, Arthropoda, Insecta, Hymenoptera, Formicidae. Gene Ontology annotation, molecular function: metalloexopeptidase activity. The coding region runs from base 277 to 2931 and encodes 884 amino acids. The transcript is spliced from 14 exons. Gene Ontology annotation, biological process: proteolysis.